Molecule: messenger RNA, 729 nt
Organism: Trichomonas vaginalis G3
Lineage: Eukaryota; Parabasalia; Trichomonadida; Trichomonadidae
Product: organellar and viral DNA polymerase type B
Exons: 1
Coding region: 1-729 (242 amino acids)
Source: RefSeq, a predicted model, not a curated record
AUGCAGGACCUCAUCGACCAUUUGCCUAAACUACCUGAAAUCCAACAACAAAAACUCACUAUUCCAGAAUUCGAUGAAAUAGAAGUCGGACUGACUGACUCAGUAGAAAUAAAGAAGUUCAUACGAAAGGUAAACUAUGAGUUUCUAGGAUUUCAUUGCAACCAUAAGGUUAUGGACAAAGAUUGCGACAUGGUAUAUAAGAACAUCUCUGACCUUUACAAAUCCGAAGAAUUUAAGACCUACGACAACUUUGUUUCAUUAGUUGCAAAAUGUGUUUGGGAAAUAAGAGAUAAAGAUAGAAGAGGCAAAGUAUGGAACGAACAAAUAAGACCCGCUAUGUUCGAGAUGAAGAAAACCAUUGACGCCUUAGUUGUUUUAGCAGGUAAGGUUUCAGAAUAUAACGCAAAAAUGAACCCGCAAUGUUCUAAAUGUAAGGCAGCAAUGAGGAAAUAUAACUACUCCGUCAAAGAGAUAGAAAGAAUGAGAAACGACUAUGCAGACUUAAAGAAAGAAGUAGAGAAACCAGCAGAAGAUAAAAUGGACAUGUUGACAUUUCUGAACAAAAACUAUCCAACAGCUGACGAUUUCCUUCUUUCAGAUGUCAAGAAGAAAUAUAAAGAAACCUUCGGCAUUGUUAAAACAUUCGAUGUACUGACAGAAGAAAUAGAAGCUACAAAAUUGUUUAGAGUCAUGAACCAUCGCAACAUAUACCAUGUAAAACGCUUGUAA